Messenger RNA from Trematosphaeria pertusa, 1605 nucleotides. RefSeq lists its product as uncharacterized. NCBI's taxonomy places the organism in Eukaryota, Fungi, Ascomycota, Dothideomycetes, Pleosporales, Trematosphaeriaceae. The transcript has a single exon. The record is from RefSeq and is a predicted model, not a curated record. Bases 42 to 1115 code for a protein of 357 amino acids.
CGGCCGCCAACACUGCCGGAUGGAUUGCCCGCGCGGAGAGGAUGGAAAAUGGCACCACUCCACAACAGCACGACGGCGAUGACGCUGUCAUGUCCGCGACGCACGAGGUGAAGAGGAACGGGGAGGGCGGCACCCAGCUCGCGCACAAGCGGAGCAUCUCGGGCAGCAUUCUGGGCAGUCUGCCGUUUCUGCGGGCCUCUGCAAAGGACGCAGCGCCCCGCUCUCCACCGAAGCGCGACGAGCAUGAGGGUGCAAAGCGCGGGUCGUCGCUGGCGAGCGCGCUGAGCCAGAGCCAGGGCAGGAAGCGGAAGGGCUCGCUGAGGAAGAGCAUAAUGGGCAAGAACAUGAUGCGCGAGCGCCGCAACUCGCUGCUCAACCAGCGUUCGCCUGCCAAAGCGCCCGCCGUCGACACGCCCAUGGCCCCGGCCUUGCCCGACGACGACGAGCCCACGCCGCGCCGCUUCAGCUACGAGAACGUGGCGCUCAAUUCCUCGUCCGACAGCGGGUGGCUGCCUGCCGGCCGGCUGUCUGUCUCCACGUCCACCGCCAGCAGCUUCGCCCACGACGCCCCCGACGACUCGACGCCGCGCCUGCUGGCAUCGCCCAUCACCAGCCCCACCGGCCCGUACGCCUCCACGACCGACGACGACGAGGGCCUCUCCUUCUUCCGCCCGUCGGCCUCGAGUAGUAGCUCCUCGUACAACGUCGCAGGGCUGCCGCCGCAGGGCCCCGUCAUGUCGCUGCAGCGCCGCCGCUCGAACCGCUCCGGCCAGCACUCGUCGCUGACCAUCGUGCACACGCCCGCCGACAUGGCCCUCGACGACGAGUGGGACUACGGCGAGACGGAGUGGUGGGGAUGGGUCGUCCUCGUCGUGACAUGGAUUGUGUUUGUCGUGGUCAUGGGCUCCUGCCUCGGCGUGUGGAGCUGGGCUUGGGACGUUGGAGAGACGCCGUAUGCGCCGCCCGAGCUGGAGGACGACCCCACAUUGCCCAUUACGGGCUACUAUCCCGCAUUGAUGGUAUGUACAGCGGUCAUGGCCUGGGUCUGGGUUGUGGUGGCCUGGGUGGGCAUGAAGUACUUCAGGCAUGCAAAGGUGGUUGGCGACGAUGGCUAGCCGCGCCCUUGCAGUUACCCCAUAUUUCCUCACAUCUCAUAAGACGACCCGAAUAGGGGCGCCCGUUUCUAUUAUUGCAAACUAUCAUCUAGGCUGUUGUCUUAUCACCCGCGUUAUCGCCAAUAACAUCUCGGGUCUGAAACACUAAGUCUUAACACAUGUCUUAAGCCAUCUCAUCACACCCUAUUCUCACGCUUGCCUUAGCAGGACAAGUAGCAGCGCCGUAUCUCAAAUUCCUGAGCAAUAGCUCUCUUCAUAUGUCGCGCACACUCCACUUCAAAUGUCGGCGGACGGCCGUCCCUCGUUGCUCAUCUCGCUGCCUUUUUGGCGCUCGGUCCACCCGGACGCUGGGUCUCCUGGCCCUUUCAUCGAGCUCAUCUCCCUCUAAGCAACCAUGGUCCGCAUACCUCGUCGCACUCAUAGCGUCUCCGGACCACCCUCUGCGCACUGCGUGUUGAAGGAUGUUGCUUGUUGCUGCAAUAUGGUCAAG